AUCCAAGGACCGACAGAGUCUAAGAGAAAGAAUUCGACGAUUCGUUUUGUUUUUUGCGCAGUCAGAAUAUGAAGAAAAUAGCAAUAAACUGAUGAAAUGGAAGCACGCUCUGUUCUCUGUAGCAUUGCAAUCCCACCCUUUUCUCCAAAUACAGUUGAGAAUGUAAACUGUCACAGUUUUCCCUACUGCCCAUUUAUCUCUGCUUCUAAACCAACUUUGAAUCUCCAACUUUCUUCGUUAAGAGUGAAUUGUUAUUAUAAUGGGAGGACUUAUGGAGAUGAUGAACCUCUCACCACUUCUUUGGCCUAUGAAUUGCUUGGUGUAGCCCCCGAUUGCUCAUCUGCACGGCUCAAGGCUGCCUUUCGAGCCAAAGUUAAGCAGUUUCAUCCAGAUGUGAUGAAAGGUGGGGAAGAUUCGGAUAUAAUGAUUCGGCGUGUAAUUCAAGCCUAUGAGAUUCUAUCCGACUCCAGCAAAUCAGAAAUUAUUGAAAGGGAAUGUCUGGAUCCAUUCAAUCAACCAGAAUGUGAAGCAUUUGAUAUUUUUGUCAAUGAGGUUCUUUGUAUGGGCGAAGGCUGUCCAUAUUCGUGUGUGAAUAGAGCACCCCACGCUUUCACAUUUUCUUCAUCAACAGGAACUGCACGUGCGACUUCUCAAGGGCGUGGUGAAGACUAUCAAAUUCAGAUUGCAACUGGUCAGUGUCCAAGAAAUUGUAUUCAUUAUGUUACACCAUCUCAGAGAAUUAUUCUGGAAGAGCUUCUUGACAGCAUCAUGGAAAAGCCAUAUGAUACUUCAGCCGAGGCUGACUUGCUUUAUUCUCUCAUUGUCAAAGCAAAAUACGAGAAUAAUCGGUAUCAAAAGCCUUAAAAGCAGUCCAAGCUCUUGUGUUGAUAUGGUUUUAAAUGUCCCAUCGGUCGAAGAAAUGAAUGCCUAUCAUUCUCAGAUGCCAAUGCGUAUGAUGUACAGCCGGAAAUAGUGGGAAUAUACGGCUCCAGGGUAUUGCAGAAGGCACAAUUAAGGUUUUGCUUUUAGUAUUAUAUAUAAAUAUAUGUUGUAUUAGAGAUGAACAUUUUUGUAACUAUUGUUAAUUAUUCUUUUAUUUAAUACUUUACAUAUAUGAAUAGGAAAACAUAGUAUGUUCAGUGAUUCAAGAUGCAAAAACAUAUUUCAAGUAGGUGCAAGUUGUAUGAAAAACGGACGGAGGGCAAGAAAAUUGGUACAUUGAUUGGUCUUCGUUCUGUUGAGAGAUGGGUGAACCACCCAAUAGUAACACAUUUGUUCGUUCCA
Olea europaea var. sylvestris is the source of this 1284-nucleotide messenger RNA. RefSeq names its product chaperone protein dnaJ C76, chloroplastic. The record is from RefSeq and is a predicted model, not a curated record. The transcript has 7 exons. The coding region runs from base 97 to 864 and encodes 255 amino acids. NCBI's taxonomy places the organism in Eukaryota, Viridiplantae, Streptophyta, Magnoliopsida, Lamiales, Oleaceae.